This is a messenger RNA of Plasmodium knowlesi strain H, 723 nucleotides long. RefSeq names its product Plasmodium exported protein (PHIST), unknown function. The record is from RefSeq and is a predicted model, not a curated record. The transcript has 2 exons. Lineage: Eukaryota; Apicomplexa; Aconoidasida; Haemosporida; Plasmodiidae. Bases 1 to 723 code for a protein of 240 amino acids.
AUGGCAAGGAUGAGCACUUGGAAAAAAUUCCCCCUGUCGUUGGGUUUCACGACUCUACUGUUUUUUGUGUGGAUCGGAAUUCUAUCGAUUCAUAAGUACAAAUAUGAAGGGAGAACGUUGGACAAGUUACUGACGGGCUGCUACCCUAGAAGCCUUUCUUCUGCGUCCUCAAGCAAUUAUGAUGGUGCCCCUAUACAGGUAAAUCAGACUUACUACGAAAAUAAUAAUCAUCUUUUCUAUACAGACAAAUAUAAGGAGUUUUUAUCGACGUUGAAUGAUAUAGAAUUAGAAGAUAGAGUACUAACGGGGGAAGAAAUAAAUAACCUAAUGCAAUCCCUUGGUUUGUUUAUAAGUAAGAAGAAGGCAAAGUUGGUGUUUUUUCAUUACAAUAAUUAUAUGAAGAAAUUAUUUAAUGAUGCAAUGGACAGACUUUGGGCCGAAUUUUUCACAGCGGCAAUGCGAAGAGGAAUCCCACAAGAUUAUCAAUUAUUUUUUUGGAAGAAAUGUGAUGAUGAAAUAACAGACUAUUUUAUAGCCAGAGAUGAAUUUUUUUUAGAUGAAUUUCAAUCAUUUUUACCUAAAGGAAAUGUAAAAGUAACCGCAAAAUUGUUUUCAUUUUUGGGUAAUUAUUACAACUCAUGGAUGGAAGAUUUGGGACGUUAUGAAUUGAAAUGGUCAGGUAUUCUAAACGACAGUGUAAAUAAAUAUACUCCAAGGUGGUAA